Dimorphilus gyrociliatus is the source of this 1093-nucleotide messenger RNA. The record is from the annotation of a GenBank genome assembly. Lineage: Eukaryota; Metazoa; Annelida; Polychaeta; Dinophilidae.
AUUGCAGAAUGUCUGAUGGCGGAGAGAGUUUGGAAGAGCAGGGGUUGGGGGCUAAAGCCGAGGCCGGCGGAACAGAAGAAGAGCAAGAGCUGGCAACUAAAACUCUGCAUAUACAAUCGAAACGAUUCUAUCUAGAUGUCAAGCAGAAUAAGAGGGGACGAUUCAUCAAGAUUGCAGAGAUGAUGUUAUCUGGAGAGAAAGCAUCUCGACUAAACCGAAAGAAUAGGCUUUUACUCCCAAUGUCUACGGCCGGUGAAUUUCGGGACCACUUGACAGAGUUUAUUGAAAUCUACAGUUCUUUAGGACCAGCUAACGCUAAUGCAAGUGGAACGGAAGAUGUAAAGAUUAAAAGUGAGUCCAUGAUUAAGGAUAAUCGCCGGUACUAUUUGGAUUUAAAAGAGAACGCUAGAGGUCGAUUCCUAAGAGUUUCGCAAACUGUUCCUAUAUCGAACUUUAGAUCUCAAAUUGCAAUCCCGGCUCAAGGUAUGGUCGAAUUUCGAGAUAGUCUGACUGAUCUUCUGAAAGAAUUUGGAACUGAUGAUAUGGAGAGCAAAAAUGGAAAAGAAGCUGAUCUUCCCCAAGCUCGUCAAAUUAGAGCGGAUAACAAGAUGUUCUACUUUGACGUUGGUCAGAACAAGCGUGGUACUUUUAUGCGUAUUUCUGAAGUUCGACGAAAUUUGAGAACAGCUAUAACGAUCCCAGAAUCAAGUUGGGAGAGUUUUCGGGAUGUUUUAAAUGAUUUUCUGGAAAAUAAGCCGAAUACUACUAGUACUACUACUAAUAAUCAAGAAGGUGAAGCUUCGUCAUCCUGAUCCGUCCACUACAAUUGGAAAAAAAGGAAAAAAGAGAAGAUAAGAAACAUUAAUAUAUACAUUAUUUUAAAAUAUGAAAAAAUGGAAAUUUAAAGAAAAUGAAAACCUAGCAAAAAAAAAGGAAAAUAACUAUAAAAUAUGAAAUAUUUUGCAUCCUGCAGUGAAGUUCAAAUUAGAAUUUUGCUUGGAGUAGGACGGAAAAAAUUUGUUUUUAGCUGAUAGAAAUGUUCUCACUUUUCGUGUUUGGGUCUUUUAGUUUUUAAUACACACAACUUCCUGCA